AUGCAAACCAGGGGCCAUGUCCGGGCCUCGCAGCUAGCUCGAGGCCGGCCCCGGGCCCGCGAGCCCCUCGGGUGGGGGGCUGAGGGCCUCCGGGGCUCGGGGACCCCCCUCAACCAGGGCGCGGGGCCGGGGCCGGCGAGGGCGGGCCCCAGCAGGGCGAGCCGGGCGGGCCCGCCUCCCUCCCUCAGGCCGGCCGGCCCAGCUCCCAGACAGCCCCCAGCGGCGGGCCCGGGUCCGCGGCGGCCGGCGCAGCAGGUGCCUGCAACCGCGGACAGGUGCCCAGCCCCGCCCCCGUGUCCCAGCGCGGCCGCCGUCGCUCCGGAGUCCCGAGCGCCGGGUAGGGCGGACAAACGACGGGCCCGAGGACGCCCGCGACCCAGCUUUCAGGACUCCACGGAUCUCGGUACCUACCAGCGGCCUGACAGCGCACCGCAACCCAGUGCUUUCAGCGCAGCGCUCCCGACUGCUGAGCGCCGUCGCGGCCCCACAGCAUCUCCGGCCGCAGCGCCAGCCCAGCCCCUGCCCGCUCCCCGCCCCGCCCUGCUCUCAGCGCCGGGCGCCGCCCCCCGCCCCCCGCCCCACGCCCCUGGGCCCGGACGCUUCCGCCCAGCCUCCCGGCGCCAAGUGGCUCCCACACCUGUCCGUCAAGGACGUUCUUCCGGGGGCGCUGGGACGCCGGCACUCUGUCCCGCCAAUCAAACCUGCUCCCUCGGGUGGGGCAGCACUCGACCCUCCCCUUACGUAACAGCGCCGCAGCCAAGUGGAGACCCGCCCACUGGCUUGUGCGUGGCCGCCGCAGCCAUUCAGCAAGACUGUGACUUCGGGUUUUCCGCGCUGGGCCAGGGCGGGGCCGGAGACCCCGAGAGAGGGGGCUUGGGGGCGGGGCCGGCCGCGGACGGUCCGCAGGCCCUGGCGGUGCCGCGAGCCCGAGGCCGCCACGUCGGGCCGCCGGGUCCCCGGCCGGGAGCGGGCGAGGCGGGGGAGCUGUCGGGUCGGGAGAACGUGGAAGGAGGCUCUGUGUCCCGUCGGGAGACGCCCGUCUUCUCUGUCAGAGCGGAGGAGCUCGUGGAUACAGAGGCCCAGCCAAACGCCCAAGUCAUCCCUGGGCGGGAGCGCUGCCAGAGCAGCUUCUAA
Molecule: messenger RNA, 1134 nt
Organism: Ceratotherium simum simum (southern white rhinoceros)
Lineage: Eukaryota; Metazoa; Chordata; Mammalia; Perissodactyla; Rhinocerotidae
Source: RefSeq, a predicted model, not a curated record